Molecule: messenger RNA, 1152 nt
Organism: Juglans regia (Persian walnut)
Lineage: Eukaryota; Viridiplantae; Streptophyta; Magnoliopsida; Fagales; Juglandaceae
Product: agamous-like MADS-box protein MADS4
Exons: 8
Coding region: 86-844 (252 amino acids)
Biological process (GO): positive regulation of transcription by RNA polymerase II
Cellular component (GO): nucleus
Molecular function (GO): protein dimerization activity; RNA polymerase II cis-regulatory region sequence-specific DNA binding; DNA-binding transcription factor activity, RNA polymerase II-specific
Source: RefSeq, a predicted model, not a curated record
UAUGGGGUAUAAAUAGAGCAAGACGCAGAACCAGUUGAUUUCAGUGUAUUUUUCUAGGGAUAAUUUUGCUAGUUUGUGGGGGAAAAUGGGGAGAGGGAGAGUGGAGCUGAAGAGGAUCGAGAACAAGAUCAACAGGCAGGUGACCUUUGCUAAGCGGAGGAACGGACUUUUGAAGAAAGCCUACGAGCUUUCCGUCCUUUGCGAUGCCGAGGUUGCUCUCAUCAUCUUCUCCAAUAGAGGAAAGCUGUACGAGUUUUGCAGCAGUUCAAGCAUGCUCAAGACAUUAGAGAAGUAUCAGAAAUGCAACUAUGGAGCGCCAGAUCUGACAAGCGUAUCUGCAAGGGAGGCGUUGGAGUUGAGUAGUCAGCAGGAAUACUUGAAGCUUAAAGCACGUUAUGAAUCCCUGCAGCGAACCCAAAGGCAUCUUCUGGGAGAAGAUCUUGGCCCUUUAAGCAGCAAAGAGCUAGAAUCACUAGAAAGGCAGCUGGACAUGUCACUGAAGCAGAUCAGAUCAACACGGACACAAUCCAUGCUGGAUCAGCUCACUGAUCUUCAACGUAAGGAACAUAUGCUUGAUGAAGCAAAUAAGACGCUGAGACAAAGGCUGAUGAUUGAUUUGCAGCUGGUGGAAGGAUACCACAUAAAUUCACUCCAACUGAAUCCAAAUGCCAACGAUGUUGGGUACGACCGACAACCAGCUGAAGCUCAGGGUGAUGGCUUAAUCUUUCAUUCCUUGUGUGAACCCACGUUACAAAUUGGAUAUCAGCCUGAUCAUGAUAUAGCAGUCGCCACAGGCGCUGCUGGCCCAAGCUUGAAUAACUACAUGCCAGGAUGGUUGCCAUGAUAAUAUAUAUAUGAGAGCAUGCAGCAUGCAUGGUAUGCAUUGAUUCCUUCCACAAGAAUCAGUAUAUAUAGUCAUCGUUUUAAUAUUGAUGUCGUUUGAUGAAAAUUAUGAGACAUUUGUAAUUGUACGAAAUUAUAUAGUACUAUGUUUUAGUUGUCUGCAUGUGUACCUGUAGUACUGCUCAAGCACUGCGCUUCUUAAUUUCUUUUCGUAGCUGCAUACGUUGUUUGAGCUGAAUAAUUUCAUUAUAUUGUAUGUUUGCAUGUCAAAAUUUAGAACAGUUAUAUAUAUAACUUGAAUUGAUCUUA